Sebastes umbrosus (honeycomb rockfish) is the source of this 583-nucleotide messenger RNA. RefSeq names its product mitoregulin-like. The record is from RefSeq and is a predicted model, not a curated record. Lineage: Eukaryota; Metazoa; Chordata; Actinopteri; Perciformes; Sebastidae. Gene Ontology annotation, biological process: positive regulation of mitochondrial membrane potential. Bases 81 to 251 code for a protein of 56 amino acids. The transcript is spliced from 2 exons. Gene Ontology annotation, cellular component: mitochondrial inner membrane.
CUUCCUGUCUGAGUGUACUAAAGAUUCUCGUGCUGCUUACACAAAUGUGAGCACCUGUCAUCAGCCAGCCAGAGGUGAACAUGGCUGAAGUCUCGGAGAGGACACUACAAGUCGCCGUCGUGCUCUCCUUCGCUGCCGGCUUCGUGGCGGGCUGGCAGGCCAACAGGAUGAGGAGAAACUUCCUGGACUGGAGGAAGAAAAGGCUGCAAGCUAAACUAGCAGAAACUCAGAAGAAGCUCGACCUGGCUUGAAUGGUAUAUGACUGUCUGGUCCAGGUGAACGCUGGUCUCUCUGUAAAGCUGCUGGAUUCUGGAUGUUGCUGCACAUCUGUCACUGUGGAGAAGGAAUCUUCAAGAUUACCCACCUGUGUUUUGCACUACCCACACUUUCCUACCACUAAAUCAAGACUUGAUUAUGGAAAUACAAUCAUUACCUAUACAGAGCAGCAGAUUCUUUUCUGCCCUCAGGAACUGACAUGGAAGAAGUUGGGGGAUCUGGCUUCAGUGGUUUUUCUCUGUUCCAGCAUGUGUCCAUUUCUAUCUGUUUCAUAUCUGGUCAAAUAAAUUAUUGUUUUUCAUGUUUU